UAGGUCUAUUUUUUUGGCGCAAAGCGGAAACCGUCAUUGUUUAGUUUUAGAAAAUAAAGUUUAGCGCGACGGCGGAGCGUUUUCACAGGUUUUUGUCUUUAAACCCAAUGAUAAAACAAAUAUUUGUCCUAUUUUUUACUUGAAUCUACCCAUCUACGCAGCGGAAAACGGAGCUAUUUUCUUUAAAUGCGAAGAAUGCGUGAGUGUUUGCUAAUAUUAGCAAACGCAGCUAGUUUAGCAGACUGACGUUAUUUACUUAAAGUCCGGUUUCGUUUAACGGCUUGUUUCUGGGCAAAGCUCGGGUUUAAAUGGAUGAACACAAGGAGAACUUUCAUGGAAAAGACAUGAACGUGAAGAUGUCUGACUCAAAAGAAGACGAACAGGCUAAGCCGUGCAGCAGAAUAUGUCCCGAGGACAACACAGCCCCUCAGACGUCCCUGUCUCAGUCAAACAAAGACUUCAGUCAUCCGGUUUACAAAGAGAUCGCUCUGGCCAAUGGACACAUCAACCGCAUGUCCAAGGAGGAGCUGAGGAUCAAAUUAUCGGAGCUGAAACUUGACACGAGAGGAGUGAAGGAUGUGAUGAAGAAGAGGCUGAAGAAUCACUACAAGAAGCAGAAGCUGAUGCAGUCUGCAGAAGAGGGGGGGCCCACUGACACCUACUACGAUUACAUCUGUGUGGUUGACUUUGAGGCGACGUGUGAGGAGGACAAUCCCCCAGACUUCCUUCAUGAGAUCAUCGAGUUCCCCAUGGUCCUCAUCAACACGCACACAUUACAGAUUGUGGACACCUUUCAGGAAUACGUGAAGCCAGAGCUGAACCCACAGCUUUCUGACUUCUGUGUGAAACUAACAGGAAUCUCACAGGAAAUGGUGGAUAGAGCAGAUCCCUUUCCAGAAGUCCUCCGGCGAGUCGUGGCCUGGCUGCAGAAGAGGGAGCUUGGAACAAAAGCCAAAUACGCCUUUCUGACCGACGGAGCGUGGGACAUGAGCAAGUUCCUCAACAUCCAGUGUCAGAUCAGCCGGAUCAAAUAUCCACCGUUUGCAAAGAAGUGGAUAAACGUCAGGAAAUCGUAUUGCAACUUUUACAAGGUUCCUCGAACGCAGACGAAGCUGAGCACCAUGCUGGAGAACCUCGGGAUGAAGUACGACGGCCGUCCUCACUGUGGCCUGGAUGACUCGUGCAACAUUGCCAGGAUCGCUAUACGCAUGCUGCAGGACGGAUGUCAGCUGCGCGUCAAUGAGCGCAUGCACGGCGGCCAGCUACACUCCAUUCCCAGCUCAGCGCCGGUGGAAGGAGCUCCGCCCCCACGGACCCCCAGCAGCAGAGACUAGAGCCAGGAAAGCUGAUCCUCCCUCCCGCUACAGAGGAAACCCGAGCUCAGAGCCGUAAGUGAGGGCUGUGUUAAGGAUUCAGAUUCUAUAAAGUUUUGAUUUCAUUUCUGGAGGUUUCGCUCUGACUUGUGUUAAUAUCUGAUGAGACUUUAGUGUCCUGGAGGAAACCCCCGCAGCCGUUGUUGAAAUCCUGCCUGGUUGAAGUGCAGCUGUUCUACAAAUAAAUGUCUCUCUCUUCCCCGCUAAA
This is a messenger RNA of Nothobranchius furzeri (turquoise killifish), 1581 nucleotides long. RefSeq names its product exoribonuclease 1 (gene eri1). Gene Ontology annotation, cellular component: nucleolus; cytoplasm. The record is from RefSeq and is a predicted model, not a curated record. Gene Ontology annotation, biological process: exonucleolytic trimming to generate mature 3'-end of 5.8S rRNA from tricistronic rRNA transcript (SSU-rRNA, 5.8S rRNA, LSU-rRNA). Gene Ontology annotation, molecular function: 3'-5'-RNA exonuclease activity; nucleic acid binding. Lineage: Eukaryota; Metazoa; Chordata; Actinopteri; Cyprinodontiformes; Nothobranchiidae.